This is a messenger RNA of Trichoderma virens Gv29-8, 690 nucleotides long. Its product is annotated as carbohydrate esterase family 5 protein. Gene Ontology annotation, molecular function: hydrolase activity. The annotation marks the transcript as partial. Lineage: Eukaryota; Fungi; Ascomycota; Sordariomycetes; Hypocreales; Hypocreaceae. The record is from RefSeq and is a predicted model, not a curated record. The transcript has 4 exons.
AUGCGUGGUCUCGCCCUGUCCCUGUCCCUGCUCGCCGCCAGCUCAACGGCCGCGGCAGCUACCAAGCCCGCGUGCGCAAAGGGCCUCUACAUGGUUGUCGCCCGAGGCAGCGAAGAGCCUGCGGGAACCGGUGUGACGGGCAAUCUCACCAGCCAGAUUGCCGCAAAGGUGCCCAACAGCCAGGUUGUGGCCGUCGACUAUCCGGCCACGCUCACCGACUACGAGGACUCCGAGGGCGAUGGCGUCAAGGCGAUGCAGCAGCUGCUCAACAACUACGGCCAGGCCUGUCCGGGAAGCAAGAUUGCAGUUCUGGGCUACUCUCAGGGCGCGCAAGUCUCGACUGACUCCAUCUGCGGUGGUGCCGGCGAGCCUUUCAUCGACGACAAGGCCAUGUCAGACGAGGUCAUGAACAGCGUCGUGGCCGUUGCCAUUUUCGGAGACCCAACCCAUGUCGCCAACCUGACGUACGACCGAGGCACCAGCGUGAACGACGGCCUCUUCAACCGAAGCGCGGCCAGUGUCGACGUGUGCAAGAAGUACGCCAGCCGCAUCAUCUCGUACUGCGACAAGGGCGACAUCUACUGCGACGCCGGCGGCAACCAGACCGUCCACCACCUGUACAUUGAGCGCUACGGCGACGAGAUUGUCGACUUUGUCGUCAGCCAGUACGAGAAGAGCACCAGCACCGGC